This is a messenger RNA of Plasmodium yoelii, 1878 nucleotides long. Its product is annotated as PIR protein. Bases 1 to 1878 code for a protein of 625 amino acids. The record is from RefSeq and is a predicted model, not a curated record. The transcript has 3 exons. Lineage: Eukaryota; Apicomplexa; Aconoidasida; Haemosporida; Plasmodiidae.
AUGGGGGAUCUAAAAAUGUGUGAGUUAUUUCUUCAAGCUGAUGAUUUUUUUAAUGGUAAUAGUGACGUACAUAAUAAAAUUAACAAAUCCAAAGAAUACCGCGAUUAUUGCAUUAAUAAUAAAACAUGCUCAAAUACGAUUGAAAGUAUUGGUGCUUUGGGUGAGGGUUUAUUUAUGAAGGUUUACACUAAUGAAAACAAGUAUUCUGAUCAUGUUAUGCUGUGGUUAGCUCAUAAAUUGUUUGAUGUAGUCAAAGAAAAAGACAACGAAAAAGCUAAUAAAAUUACUUUAAGUUCGGCUUAUGAUGAAUAUUUAAAGAAAUAUAUGGGUAGUUUUAAAUAUUGGAAUACUUCAUAUUAUACAAAUGAUUUGAAAAAUGCUAAUCUUAGACACCUGCAUGAAAUAUAUACGUUACUUAAUAAUAUAUGUAAUACAAUUGUAGAUCAUAAAAAAAACAGUGCCAAAAGUAAGACUCUUUCUCAAAAUUCUGGAAAAUGUUUUAAUCAAUAUAUAUCCCUUUACAAUAAAUUUUCUAAAUGUGAUUCAUAUCGAUAUCUAUUGGCCAAAUUAAAAAAAAUAUAUGAAGACUUUAGAACUUCUGCCAUUGAGAAGGAUAAUGGUGAUAAUCAAUUAGAUAAACUCCUUCAAGAACUUACAACAUCUGAUGGAAAAGAUUCAUAUUCUAUGGGAAAUUUUAAAAAAUUUAACUUCAAUGGUCCAGAGUGUAACCCCCCAAAUAUAGAUAAUAUUCCGAGUGUUCGAGAUAAACCAGUAACAAGUACACCAACUAUACAACAUAGUAAAAAAGAAGAGGAGGAUCAAAGGAUUCAAAAGGGUCCCUCUAAAGAUACAGGUAAUAAUUUAAAAGUUCCAGAGCCUAAAUCUAAAGAUCAGCAAGGGAUUAAAAUGCCAAAAUCUGAAGAUUCUUCAUUAAAAGGUGAUAGAGAAUUAAAAGAUAGUCCAACAGCCUUAAAGAUUUUCAGUAAUGAUACAGAUACUCAAAAAGGUCCAAAUGGUCAAACAGGUACAGAUCAUCAAAAAAGUCUAAAUGGUCAAAUAAAUCCAAGCAGUGAGUCAGAAACUAAUCAAGAUAGCAUAAGUAUGCCCCAAACCUCAAAAAGCAAUCAAGAUGUUUUUGAUUUGUCAGCUUUAAAAGAAUAUGGGGAUUCAAUUAAAAAGCAUAUUGAAGAAUACAAAGAAUAUGUUACUAGUUCACUUAAUGAUAUUCAAGAACAUUUAUACGAGGAUGUAUGGCUUCCUUUAUAUGAGACUUAUAGUAAUUAUGCAGAUUAUUAUGAAAAUUUUGAUAUAAUGGAAUAUCUUAAAGAAGUAUUGGAAGCAAAUGAACCACAAAAAACUAGAACAUUAGAGGAUAAACCACCAAUUAAUGUAUUAGAAUUUACCCCUCCUUUACCAGAUAGAGAAACACCAGUACAACAAAAUACGCAAAUGCAAGAUGCCCCAGCAAAAAUAUCAGAUGGUCAAGGAAAUGAUCAUUCACAAGAGUCACUUUCUACACAAAAAAUUGACUCAACAUAUAGUGGAAAAGACAAAAUUUCAGAUAUUCCCUCUGAGAAACGAUCUCAAUCACCAGACGGUUCUACCAAUAUAAUGCAUAGUCUAGGAAUUGAAGCAAGAGCCAUUAAAUCCGAUGUACAAAAUGAGAUAUCUGAAAUCGGGUUUCUAGAAAAUUUAUUUAAAGAAUACAAAUUAGUUGCAUAUCCAGUUAUGAUUAUUGCAACACUCGUUAUUUUAGCCGUUAUGUAUAAGUAUUUACCAUUUGGGUGGAGAAAAAAGUUGAAGAAAAAAAAAAAUAUGGAAAAGAUUAAAAAAUUGUGUAAUGAAAAUAAUACCGAAAGGAAGUUGCAAAUACAUUAA